Hyalella azteca is the source of this 2502-nucleotide messenger RNA. RefSeq lists its product as uncharacterized. Gene Ontology annotation, cellular component: neuron projection membrane. The record is from RefSeq and is a predicted model, not a curated record. The transcript has 4 exons. The coding region runs from base 148 to 2502 and encodes 784 amino acids. NCBI's taxonomy places the organism in Eukaryota, Metazoa, Arthropoda, Malacostraca, Amphipoda, Hyalellidae. Gene Ontology annotation, biological process: synapse organization.
AAAUGGAAUCCAUCACCUACACUUGAUUAUUCACAAAAUUUUAGAGUAUACAAACGUCACCCGAAGGGUUGGAGGGAAGAAACCAGUCACGUAAGAAGCGAAAUAAAAGACAGGUUCCAGUCAUGUGUCCCUGCGUGGCGUCGGCUAAUGUACGACCGAAUGAACGGUCGCAGGAAACACGUCCAUGUCCCAGAAAUCGAGCGACACGUCCUGCUGGGUCGCCCAAAAUAUGACCAUGCAAGAAACCGUGGAAAAUCCAGUGAUCUCAUUCUUUCGAAAAGGCACCUUUAUGAUUGGCUGAUGAGCAGCCAUUCACAGUACAAACAGAGUCCGGUCGGAAUGGAUGAUGGGCCAACAAUCUCAGAUCAUAAAUUAGAGACGACAAGAGGGAAAAUAAAAUUUGGAAUUGUAAACCGAAAACCCGAAAGUGGUUUGACAGGCAACGAGCUUGAAAACAGCAAGGAAAAAGAAAGGCCUAAAAGCGGUAAUCUGAGUGACCUGCAAAGGAAUAGUUCGCCAGAAGUCCAAAAGAAACUAGGCGUAAUUAUCGAUGUGAGUAAACAAGGAAUUAGAGUCGCUAGGGACCAAGCCAGAAAUUUGAAUGCACGACAAUCAAAUGGAAAUACAAAAGAACGACAAGAUUUCUUUUCUAAACAAAACAUAGCAGCGAAGAGGGAUCAGCAAAAGGAUUUUAUUAAGCGGCAAACUGGAUCCACAGGUUGCCACAGAAACCGCAGCUCUGCUGGUGAACCUCGGAAGAAAAACGCUUUAAGAGGCCGACAAAAGUAUGAUAUUUAUAAAGACUGUCGAGAGCAAGAGACUACAGUAAACAAAAAAGGACCUGAUUUUGGAAAUGACCAGCCGAAAAAUAAGAUAUCAGAAGGUGGACUGAAAUAUGGAGAGGUUCGAGCAAAUAAAUCAUACAGAGAGGAAAGCCAGCGUCACAUCCAUUCAGACGCAGGAAACUGUGUUUUUUCGCAUUUGGAAACAGUGGCAAACGCCUCUGUCUCAAAUGAAGCCGAAAAUACUUCACUAUCUACAUGGGGCGAGUUGCCUUUUCCGAUAAACGUCAAUGGCUUGCUCGGCAAAUCUAUGAAGAGAUAUUUAGAAAACACAGAAAAUGUUGACAAACAGGGCCUAAUGGACUUAGAAAAAAUUUCACAAAGAGAAAUCGAGGCACCAAAUCGCCGGAAAAGAAGCAAAGGAGAACACGAAAAGCUUGUAUUACCGGAGAAAAGUAUUAGCCUUGCCCAAGAAUAUUCUGUGAUGCAUUCUGCUUCAAGUAGAAAGUCUGGCAUAAAUAACAUUACAAAAAAGAGUCCCGUCACAAUGUUCAAUAUUUCGUCAACUGAAGCCCAAUUGGGGGACAUUGCAGACAGCGAUUCAAUCCUCAAUGCAGAAAAACUCGUCGAUUCCUCAAAUCUGAAGAGCAUAAAUUUCCAACCUUCGUUGCUAUUCAAUAACUUAGAAUAUAAUGUAAAUGGUUUUUAUGUUAAUAAUUCUACCUCAUUUGGUUCAUCGAACGACAAUAAAUCUUCGCCUCCUGUUUCAAAUUCUCCGCAUUUCUCCACCGGUAAUUUAAUUUCCUCGGAUAAUAACACUGAAGGAAAUGACUAUUCAAUCAGCAAAGGUACCAAUGAUUUGUCCUUGAAUUCCAGCAGCUCAUAUUUUCAGCACAACCAUAAUUCACACGUUUCCAUUUCAACGAACAGCGCAAGUCCAUACGAUUCAUUUUUAACCUUAGGGCAGGACCAUCAUGAAAUCUCAUCUAAAAAUCCAGAUCGUACGCAACCACAUCGUUUUGCACAAAUGUUCUACUCUACAAGUUCUCCCAUCAUCCACACCUCCGACAUUCAACAACCCGGCAUCAAACUAUUGAAACGUAACCCACUCUCUUCAGCCCGUCUUUCUUCACUCUCUGGUAGAACCGUACCGGUACCGUCACUCAGCGAGGUACUUGAACUCACGACCACGACAGAAAUAGCGGUAACGGUCAAAAACGUCACGACUGCAUCCAAGAUACCCGACCUCAUUCAGUCGCCAAGAAAAUGUAACCGUUGUCCAUAUUUCCUAAGAACUCCAGUUACAGUGGCCGUAGCGGUGGGGACGGCUGCAAAUCUCACUUGUGGAGUCCGGCAGCUUCAAGGCAGACAGGUAUCAUGGAUACGUCGACGGGACCUACACGUGCUGUCUACCGGUACCUUCACGUACACUAACGACGAACGCUUCAGCGUGACGCAUGAACGUGGCACUGCGUACUGGGUGCUGUCCGUGUCACGCACGCAGAUCAGUGACACCGGCAUCUACGAGUGUCAAGUGCCUGCACAACCGAAGAUAUUCAAGAGGUUCUGGCUUGAAGUUAUAGUUCCACACGCGACCAUAGAGGGCAGCGCUGAGGUGUACAUGCAGGCUGGGGGCGACAUCAAGAUAUCGUGUCACGUCACUGGUGACACUCCUCCUACCUUCAUACGAUGGCUCCACACGCCGCUUGCUGUUUCGUAA